Messenger RNA from Drosophila montana, 6122 nucleotides. RefSeq names its product echinoid (gene ed). Gene Ontology annotation, molecular function: cell adhesion molecule binding. The record is from RefSeq and is a predicted model, not a curated record. NCBI's taxonomy places the organism in Eukaryota, Metazoa, Arthropoda, Insecta, Diptera, Drosophilidae. Gene Ontology annotation, biological process: cell-cell adhesion. Gene Ontology annotation, cellular component: plasma membrane; cell-cell junction. Bases 1348 to 5373 code for a protein of 1341 amino acids. The transcript is spliced from 8 exons.
UUUUCGUUUGCCGCUACGAACAGACGUGUCGCGCUGUCGCUGGGCUUAGCAGCUGCAAGCAACAACAAAAACAAACAACAAUUUUUGCGUCGCGUCGACUCAGCUGCCACUCGCAUUGUUUACAAGAAAUAAACAAACAUAUGUGCAAAAGUUAAAUAAAUAAUUAAAAGCCAUAGCAAAUUAGCUAAUUGCAAUAAUAAUAACAACAACAAAAGGUACUACAAGUGGCUGUAUGUGUAUGUGUGUGUUUCUGUGUUAGUGUUGCAUAGAGUGCCAAAGUCAGCAGAAAGAAAAAAACAAAAAACAACAAAGUAAAACUAUUAACGAAAGCUACCAAAGCAAACCAAACGAAAAUCAAACCCAAGCAAACCCAACAGCAGCAGCAGCGCAGCAGCAGCAGCAGCAGCCGCAGCUGCGUCAUCAACAACGUUGCGCAGUUCAAGUCGACGACGCCGGCUUUGGCAUCAUUAGUUUUGCUUGAUCUCGACUGACGCCGAGCUGCUUGCGCCUGCAGCGCAGCUCUCUUACCUGUCAAACAGGUUUCCAGACAUCAACAACAACAACAACAGCUAGCAUAAGCAGUGUAAGACAAAGUAGAAGAAGAAGAAGUAGCAGUAGCCGCGCGCGUCUCGCAACCAACAUAAAAAAGGUUUUGUGUGUGUGUGUGUAUAUGAGUGUUACCUGCAAAUGUGUGCGUAGCUGCUUCUUGGAAACCUUUCAAGCGUCGAUUGUCGUCGCCUGCAUACAACUACGACAACAACAACAACAACAACAUUGGUGAUUUCUGAUUAACAACAACAACAGCAGCAGCAGCAGCAAGAGCGCGCAAAGCAAACGGCCGAUUAUAACAGUGAAAAAGUGUGCGUGUUUUUGUGCUUGUGUAUGUGUGUGCGUAAAGUGCAGGCAAAGGCAAAGAAAAUGCUUGAGGUUUAAGACCUGGCCAACUGAAGGGCCAACAAACCGAACUGCCGCACGCAACAACAAGAAGAGCAAGCAGAAGCGACGCCAUUUUGAAUUUUGAAUUUAGUUGUGUUUUUUGUUGUUGGUUGAUUCUAAUUUCCAACUCGGUUUUCGUUAUUUUCCAAAAAUAUAUAUUGUGUUAAAAACAUUUUUGGCCGCAAUGUGGCGCUGCUGUGAAGCGCGCUGCUAGACCAGCAGCAGGAGAGGAGUGAAGGAGUGCAGGCGACAGCGGCUGAACUUUUACCGUAACGAUUCGCUUAAGAGAGUGCGAAUAUAUUGGAAACAAAAACUUUUUGCCGAGACAAGCGUCAACUGCAGCUGCAGCGAUAAACGCAGCGCUUAUAAUAACAAUAAGAAGAACAACAACAAAAACAGUAAAACGACAAGAUGAGAGCAACAACAACAACAACAGCAGCAGCAGCAAGCGCAGCGAAUGCGACAGCAACAACAAAGCGAAGCAGCAGAAGAACCAGCAGCAACAGCACAGCGCAAACAUAUUGGAAAUUAUUUUUUAUCGUCCUGUUAACAACGUUGAGCGGCUGCUGUCUGGUCCUGGCCGAUGAGUCCAUCGACACCCGCGAGAACGCGGAUCUCGUGUUGAAGUGUCGCUUCACCGAGAAAUAUGAGGCAAACGAUUUCUCAUUCUUUUGGACGCGUUCGAUAUCGAAUCCGGCGCAAUUUGACAACGUAGCCAUUGGUGAAGUGCAGUUGAGUUCCGGCUAUAGACUCGACUUUCAACCGGAGCGCGGCAUUUAUGAUCUGCAGAUCAAGAAUGUCUCCUAUAAUCGGGACAAUGGACGCUUCGAGUGCCGCAUCAAGGCCAAAGGCACCGGUGCCGAUGUGCAUCAGGAAUUUCAUAAUCUCACCGUCCUAACGCCCCCACAUCCGCCCGUCAUCUCGCCCGGCAGCAUUGCCGUUGCCACCGAGGACAAACCCAUGGAGCUGACAUGCAGCAGCAUUGGCGGCUCACCGGAUCCCACCAUAACCUGGUACCGCGAGGGUUCAAACUCGCCGCUGCCCGCCACUGUGCUGCGCGGUGGCACCAAGGAUCAACCCACCAAUGCCACGCUGUCGAUUACACCACGUCGCGAAGACGAUGGCGCCAAGUACAAGUGUGUGGUGCGCAAUCGCGCCAUGAACGAGGGCAAACGCCUGGAGGCGACAACCACAUUGAAUGUUAACUACUAUGCCCGCGUCGAGGUUGGACCAGAGAAUCCGCUGCGCGUGGAACGUGACCGCACUGCCAAAUUGGAGUGUAAUGUGGACGCCAAGCCGAAGGUGCCGAAUGUCCGCUGGACACGCAACGGCAGCUUCAUUAGCUCCUCGCUGGUGCACACCAUUCACAGGGUGAGCGUGCAGGAUGCGGGCAAGUAUACGUGCAGCGCCGAUAAUGGUCUGGGCAAGGCCGGCGAGCAGGAGCUCAUACUCGAUAUACUCUAUCCGCCCACCGUUGUCAUUGAGUCAAAGACGCGCGAGGCCGAAGAGGGCGAAACCGUUAACAUACGCUGCAAUGUGACCGCCAAUCCGGCGCCCGUCACCAUCGAAUGGUUAAAGGAGAAUGCUCCAGAAUUUCGCUAUAAUGGCGAUGUCUUGACCCUCAACUCUGUGCGCGCCGAGCACGCGGGCAAUUACAUUUGCCGCGCCGUCAACAUUAUGCAGAGUCAGGGCCAGGAGCGCAGCGAACGCGUUGGCAACUCGACCGUGGCACUCCUCGUGCGUCAUCGUCCCGGCCAGGCAUACAUAACGCCCAACAAGCCUGUGGUGCAUGUCGGCAAUGGCGUUACCCUAACCUGCUCGGCCAAUCCGCCCGGCUGGCCGGUGCCACAGUAUCGCUGGUUCCGCGACAUGGAUGGCGAAUUCUCUUCCCGGCAAAAGAUUCUGGCACAGGGUCCGCAGUACUCCAUACCGAAGGCGCAUCUCGGCAAUGAGGGCAAGUACCAUUGUCAUGCGGUCAACGAACUGGGCAUUGGCAAAAUGGCCACCAUUGUGCUGGAGAUCCAUCAGCCGCCGCAAUUCCUGGCCAAGCUGCAGCAGCACAUGACCCGUCGCGUCGCGGACAAUGACUAUGCGGUUACGUGCAGUGCCAAGGGCAAGCCGGCACCUAGUAUUAAAUGGCUCAAGGAUGGCGUCGAAAUACUGCCCGAACUGAAUCUAUACGAGGUCAAAACGAAUCCCGAUCAGGGUCCCAAUGGCAUGGUCACCGUCCAGAGCAUGCUCAAGUUCCGCGGCACGGCGCGUCCCGGCGGCAAUCAGCUGGUGCCCGGAGAUCGUGGCCUCUACACGUGUCUCUACCAGAACGAGGUGAACUCCGCCAAUUCCUCCAUGCAGCUACGCAUCGAACACGAGCCCAUUGUGCUCCAUCAGUACAACAAGGUGGCCUUUGAUAUACGCGAAACUGCCGAGGUGGUCUGCAAGGUUCAAGCCUAUCCCAAGCCCGAGUUCCAGUGGCAAUUCGGCAACAAUCCCUCACCCCUGACGAUGUCUUCCGAUGGUCACUACGAGAUUAGCACCACAACGGAUAACAAUGAUAUCUACACCUCGGUGUUGCGCAUCAAUUCGCUGACCCACUCGGAUUACGGCGAGUACACGUGCCGUGUGGUCAACUCUCUGAACACCAUACGCGCGCCCAUCAGGCUGCAGCAGAAGGGUCCGCCGGAGAAGCCCACGAACUUGCGUGCCGUGGAUGUGGGCCACAAUUAUGUGACACUCAGCUGGGAUCCGGGCUUUGAUGGUGGCUUGAGCAAGACCAAGUUCUUUGUCAGCUAUCGACGCGUGGCCAUGCCCCGAGAGGAGCAAUUGAUACCGGACUGUGCAACGCUUGCGAAUGCCAAUUCCGAUUGGGUGGAGGUCGACUGCCAGCGGGAUAUACCCUGCAAGGUCACCUCGCUUGAUCAGCACCAGAGCUAUGCGUUCAAGGUGAAGGCGCUGAACCCCAAGAACGGCUCACCCUACUCCAAUGAGAUCACGACGACCACUAAAGUGAGCCGCAUACCGCCACCCCUGCAGGUCACCUACGAGCCGAGCACACGCACCCUGGGCAUCGAUGUGGGCGCCACUUGCCUCAAUCUUGUCGCUGUUGUCGAGACCAUGCUGCACGGCGACACACCCAUGGCCGCCUGGGAUCUGGUGGAUAUUGUCGACAACCUUCAGUUAUCUGGCAAUGGACCCACGCACAAGGAGAAGGUCAUCGAUCGCCUAAUUGGGCCACGUCGCAGCGGCGGCGGACGGGCUCUGGGUCACACCAUCAACGACGAUGACGAGGAACAUGAUGCGGGACUGAAUAACUUGGCGCUGGAGCAGGACGACAACAGUCCCGUGGUGCGGGUGAAACUCUGCCUGCGCAAUAAUCACGAGCAUUGCGGCGACUACACGGAUGCCGAGAUUGGACGUCCGUAUAUCGCGGAGGCUAGCGCCCUGGCCACGCCCACACUGAUUGCGAUAAUCGUGUCGUGCAUUGUAUUCACACUGUUCGCCGGCCUGCUGCUCAUGUUCUGCCGCUGCAAGCGCAAUCAGUCGAAGAAGAGCGCCGCCGCCAAGGACUACGAAAUGGACUCGGUGCGGCCCUCGAUUGUGGCUGCCCAACAAAAUCAGGCACCGCCACCCUACUACCCGGCCAGCGGUCUGGACAACAAGGCCCUCGAGCACUCGAUGGAUCUGGCCCUCAACAUGGAGGACCAAAAGACAGCUCUCUAUGCGACCCAAAAUGGCUACAGCUAUCAUCCGGGCAGCGGAGUCGUCGGCGUCAAUGUGGGUGGCAGUGUUGUUGGUGUCGGCGGCGGUGUUGGCAGCAUCGGUGGCGGCGGCGUUGUUGGUGUGACCGGCAUACCCGGUUUGACAGGACACACGUUGCCAGGAAAUGAAUGGGUCAACAUGGGCUACAUGGAGAACAAUUAUUCCAAUUCGAAUAAUGGCGGCAGCGUCAACUCACAGGACUCGCUCUGGCAGGUAAAAAUGUCCGCGGCUGCGGUUGGAAAUCAACAGACACUCGUCCAGGCGCCACACAAUCAGUAUGUGGAACAGCAGCCCACCUAUGGUUACGAUCCGCUUACGCAUGGCGGCUAUGGGGCUGUCGAUGAUUAUGCACCAUAUCCACAUUUGACGGCCACGCCCAGCCAGGUGGGCGAUGAAUAUCAUAAUUUGCGCAACAGUCAAAAUCCGUCCCGGCAGGACUACUGCUGUGAUCCCUAUGCAUCGGUACAGAAGCCCAAGAAACGUGUCGAUCAACAUUUAGAUUCACCAUAUCACGACGUAAGCGGCCUGCCGAACCCCUACAACAUGGAGCACAUGGAACAGGAUGAGGUGCUGCCGCCCCAACAGCACAUGUCCCUCGGCUACGAUGACAGUUUCGAGGGCGAAUACUCGACAACGCCCAAUGCUCGAAAUCGUCGUGUCAUACGCGAAAUUAUUGUCUAAGCUAACUCUCGGAUACACAAUAAUGAAAACAGCUAAAGCAGCAGCAACAACAACAGCUACACCAACAAGAAGAACAGGCACUUUUAUCUAACUAUACAACACCCUUACACGCCCCGCACCCCACAUCAUGCACCAUCAUCAUACAACAUCAUGCAAAGGUAAAAAAAAAUCUCCCCAUCAGCAUUACAACGAAAUCUCAAUUUUAUUUACUUAAUUUUUUACUCAAUUUGAGAAGUGGCCAUUUUUGAAUUUUUUUGAUACUUAUAUAGAGUUUUUGUUGUUUAUAUAAGAAGGUAUGAUAAAUCGAUAACGAAGGGAAAGAAUGCGAUAACGAUAAAUGCUAGUUUAGUUGAGGGUACGUGUGUUGAGUUUUAUUGGCAACGAAUUGAUAUAUACAUAUAUGAUAUGAUAUGAUACGAUACGAUAUUUCGAUAGUUAAGGCAUCGAGUUUCUCAUUAUCAAAACAGCUCUAGUUAAGGUCGUGGCAGCACUUUGUUGACACACACACACACACACACACUCACACAGUCUCCCACACACUCACACACAUGCACUAAAUGUUAAAUUACUUACUUAUAUAGAACAGUUAAGUACAGUAAAACCUAUGCUAUUAGGUCCCAGUCGCAUUCGCAAGAAACGGUACGAAAUUUACGUUUAAGGCAUCAAAUGUUGAAAUGAGCAUAUUUCAAAAAAAAAAACAAAAAAGGAAAAAGAAUAUAUAUAGAAAACAAACAAAAAAAUAUAUCUCA